Polyodon spathula (Mississippi paddlefish) is the source of this 646-nucleotide messenger RNA. RefSeq names its product leukocyte cell-derived chemotaxin-2-like. The transcript has 4 exons. Lineage: Eukaryota; Metazoa; Chordata; Actinopteri; Acipenseriformes; Polyodontidae. The coding region runs from base 42 to 293 and encodes 83 amino acids. The record is from RefSeq and is a predicted model, not a curated record.
UCAUAAUUAAUGUUUGGAUCAUAUGAACAAGAAGACUCAAAAUGAAUUGCUUCUUUCCAGGUCCUCUAGUCGCCAUUUGCAUCGCUUUUCUUUCCCUGACUCCACAAAGCCAUUCGGAGGAGACAGAAUUUGAGCAAAGAAACAAUCAUUUCAUGGCUGACGAUUACGAAAGCCUGAUUAGGAUUGUAGGUGCUGUGGUUUCCACGGUGAUAAUAGUCACCAUCAUCGUGGGAAUUAGCUUUCUGUCCAGAAAAAGACAGGUUGCUAAAAACGAAGAGACAAUUGCAGACUGAGCCCUCAUUGAGUUCAUCAACUCAGCAAGAAGUUUUGACAACAUCUUGUAGAUUUAGAUGUAUUCCGUCUGUAUUACAUUAUGAGCAUUUCAUAUUCUAUAUUGUCAUUCAACUCUCACUUCUGCAUUUUGCAGCUGUUAGUUCUUCAGCAAUAAAACUCUGGUUGACAAUAUGCCUUUUCUAAAAAAUAACCUUUUGUGCUUGUCUGCAGCUCUUCCCUUUAGCAUUCUAAUUAAACGUUGGCUUAAAAAAAAAAAUACAUUUUUGUUAUUCAUGGAGGAUUUCUUCAACAGUGAGCUUAAACUUAAAGCAAGUUUCAAUUGCAAGGCUAAAGAAAAUACCUGUGUAAUCAA